AUGUUCAAAGGGCAGAGGAAAGUGUCGAACUACCCGACUACGCUGAACACGCCCGUUUCGAUCCAUAGGGUGGGUAAGCCCAAGCAUGUAUCCAAGGAUGAGAUACUGAGUUUCUUGGACACGUUCAUCACAGAGAAGGAGGCCGUGGUGGAUACAUCUGUAGGAAAUGCUGGUGUUGCUGCUACGGCAGGUUCCGAUGGGGCCCCUGGGUCUGUGGCGUCCCUGACAGGUUUGAUCACGGUGGACACUAACUUGACAAGUGCAGUCUCGCAACUGAGAAGAAUCCAGAGAGACUUCAAGGGGCUGCCCCCAGCUGCAUUGACCAUCACACCACCACCUACAGCGGAGAACAGUAUACCAAGGGAAAGCGCUACUACUGUCGUUGGAACCAAGAAAACGUUCUCCGAUGAGGACUGA
This is a messenger RNA of Huiozyma naganishii CBS 8797, 417 nucleotides long. RefSeq names its product DNA-directed RNA polymerase I subunit RPA14 (gene RPA14). Bases 1 to 417 code for a protein of 138 amino acids. The transcript has a single exon. NCBI's taxonomy places the organism in Eukaryota, Fungi, Ascomycota, Saccharomycetes, Saccharomycetales, Saccharomycetaceae. The record is from RefSeq and is a predicted model, not a curated record.